This is a messenger RNA of Punica granatum (pomegranate), 2332 nucleotides long. The record is from RefSeq and is a predicted model, not a curated record. NCBI's taxonomy places the organism in Eukaryota, Viridiplantae, Streptophyta, Magnoliopsida, Myrtales, Lythraceae.
UGCCCAACAAGUCUUCGUUUUCUUCUUCUUCUUCUUCUCCUCUUCUUUUUUGCAAUCUUCUCUGUCGCUUAUUGGCCUCUUUUUAGAUUUUGAAUCUGAAUCAAUCAUUGAGUCCAUUUGUUUCCACACCAAACUCUACCGUCAAAGAAACCCGAAAACAGCGCCCAAAAGUAAAGCGUAUAUAUACAUUAUUUCGCCAUGAAUGCUUCCUUGCUUCCUUGACACCCUCUCUCCCUCUGUCUCUCUCUCUCUCUCUCUUUCUCUCUGUGUUGUCAGCCAUAAUAUUACUGACUUACCAAGCAAACAAGCAGCAGAAGAAGAAGAGACGUUAAGGACAGAGAGCGUUGGAGCUUUAAAUAACACUUCCAUUUGAUUUGUUCAUUAACACUUCCAUUUGAUUUCUUCAUGAUUCUUGAAUCAGUUCAGUUCCAUCACCACCAACGCCAAUCUCUCCGUCUUCUCUUAACCUCUGCCAUCAACCUCUGAUCCUUCCCGACAAACCCAACAACCCAAAAUCCCAACUUGGUCCCGAAGCUUUUCCCAUGGGGGUGUCCUGCUUCCAGUUCCCGCUCUGCAAGAAGUUCAAGAACCAGAGGCUUGUGGAGCCCUACGUGGGCAUCCUGGGCUUCUUCUUCGUCCUGACGCUCGUCUUUGUCUGCUGCUUCUUCUACUUGGACUACCGCAGGGCGGUCAGCGACGGGUUCAGGCCGGGGAGGAGGAGCUCUGUGUGGCAGCAGCUGAGGGGCAGAGGAAUGGGAGGAGGGGUCAAAAGGGUCGACUUUCUUGGCGACGAGGGGAGCGGGUGCGACGUGUUCGACGGCAACUGGGUGUGGGACGAGAGCUACCCUUUGUACGAGUCGAGGGACUGCAGGUUCUUGGACGACGGCUUCAGGUGCUCCGAGAAUGGACGGCCCGAUCGCUUCUUCACCAAGUGGAGAUGGCAGCCUCGUCAUUGCAACUUGCCCAGAUUCGACGCGAAGCUCAUGUUGGAGCAGUUACGGGACAGGAGGCUCGUUUUCGUGGGGGACUCCAUUGGGAGAAACCAGUGGGAGUCUCUCCUCUGCAUGCUGUCUUCGGCCGUAUCCGAUAAGGACUCGGUAUACGAAGUGAAUGGGAACCCGAUCACAAAGCACAGAGGAUUCCUGGUGUUCAAGUUCAAGGAGUUUAACUGCACCAUGGAGUACUACAGAGCUCCAUUCCUCGUGCUUCAGAGCCGCCCUCCUGCCGGAUCUCCUAAGAGCAUCAAAACGACAUUGAAGUUGGAUCAGAUGGAUUGGAGCUUUUCGAAAUGGAGGGAUGCUGAUGUGCUGAUAUUCAACACGGGGCAUUGGUGGAAUUACGAAAAGACUCUUAGAGGAGGCUGCUACUUUCAAGAAGGAGAGGACGUGAAAGUAGCUAUGAGAGUCGAUGACGCGUAUGCAAAAGCCAUGGAGACUGUCCUGCACUGGAUUCACUCGAAGGUGAACGCGACCAAGACCCAGGUCUUCUUCCGAACAUUUUCCCCGGUGCAUUUCAGAGGAGGUGAUUGGAAGAACGGAGGAACCUGUCAUGCGGAGAAGCUGCCUGAGUUGAGCUUGAGUUCCUCUUCCCUCGUGCCGUCGAAGAACUGGGCUCAGUACAAGAUCGUCUCUGACGUCUUAUCGGCCCACACCAACAUUUCCGAGGCCAUUCAGCUGAGCUUACUUGACAUAACCCUCAUGACUUCGUCAAGGAAAGAUGGGCACUCGUCCUUCUACUACCAGAACACGAGCAGGGGCCCCAUCUCCAUGCACAGGCAGGACUGCAGCCACUGGUGCCUGCCCGGGGUGCCCGACUCAUGGAACGAGCUGCUCUUCGCGGUGCUCAUGAAGCGUGAACUUGAAGCUGCUCGGUUUAGGAACUCUACAAUGCACUUGGCACGGAUAUGAUUUCAUGGGAGCGAGAAACAGAAAGAUAACGAUCAAUCGUGGAGCAUAUGGUUUUUCUUUUCGGUAUAGAUACAGGAUACAUGCUGACUGAAGCAGCUCGAAGUUUUUUGGGGGGCUGUGACAGGAAUUCUUGCAGCAAUAAGGUCACGUUUGGUACGGAGGAAUAUAUAUGGAGCAACUAGAAAUCAACAAAGUAAAAACUGAACCAGCUUCGGGGGUACUUUUGUUCCAUUUGUUUCCACUCCUUCGAACCAAGCAGGGUCGGUACAUUUUAGGAUCUUCGAUGAACACCGGGCGGGAUAGUCUCUUCAUUCUCAUUGUUUUGAAACUGUAAUUACCAUUCUUUUUUGUAUGGAGAUCUUUUAUUCGUUGCAUAUAUAGUUUCAUUACAGUCCGUCCGAACAAUGAAUAAGUCAUACUUUUAC